AAUAAAACCCCCAAAUAAAAAAGGCAAACAAUCCAACCAAAAUCUGCAACAAUUGUAACAAACUACUGUAACGUUCAAACGCUGCAGCAACAACAGUAACAGUAGCACCAGCUGCUCUCUAUUAACAGCCGUGUCACCCUCACAUCCCUCCCUUCUCUCUCACUAACAGCCAACUCUCUCUUUUUUUUUCACCCCAAAUUCUUCUCUUCUUUCUUCUUUCUCCAAACCAAAAAAACCAAGAAAAAAAAUGUUGUCAAGAGCAAAUAGUGUUGCUUGGAUGAGUGAGAGAGAUGAAGAAAAUUCAUCAGUUACAUGGAAUCAUAGAGAUAGUUGUGUUGUUGGUGGUGUUAGUACUACUAUUAAUGGUGGCGAAGGUGAAAACAGAGAACAUAUUGUUGAUAAUGUUGAUGUUGCUUCUCUAUCUUCUUUUAAAUCAAUGUUAGAAGUUGAAAAUGAGUGGUAUGAUACUAUAACUAACCCAACUUCAAUCCAUUUUUCAACCACAAAUGAGGGUCAUCAUACACAUACUACUACUACUGAUAAUUUGAUUUUAAAUCCUAUUGAUUCAUCUUCUUCUUGUUCACCUUCACCCUCUGUUUUUAAUUCAGGUGGUAUUGACCCAAAUCAUGUAGUACCUUCUUAUAUGUUUGCUUCCAAAUCCACCAUUUUUAACAACCCUUUAGCUCAAGGUCAGAGUUUUGGGUUUUUUCAGGACCAAAUUGGUGGUUCCGUUUUAAGUGGGUUUACUGAAUUUAGCCCUCAAAAUGAAAUGGGUAGUCCUAAUUUGGGAAGUAAUCCACAAUUUGCAACUACCCAUUUGGGGCAAUUGGGUGAUAAUGAUGGUGGUGGAUUUGUUGGUGGUUCUUUAGGUGGAGGGUCUCGGUUUCGAGGUUUCGAAGAAGGGUUAGGGAAUUCGAUGUUUGUGAAUCGAAGCUCGAAGAUUUUGAAGCCUCUUGAUAAUUCAGCACCUGCUGGUGCACAACCUACUCUAUUUCAAAAGAGAGCUGCACUUAGGAAGAAUGGUUUUAGUGGUAAUAAUUCUGGGAAUUUGCUAAAUUCACCUGGGAAUGGUAAUGGUAAUGGGUGUGAUGAAGAUAGUGGGAAGUUGAAUUCUGGCUCUGGUGGUGAAACUGAUAAGAAGAGAAAAUUUGGUAAUGUGGGUUUUUUAGACACUGUUAGUAUGGAUGGUUCUGCAUUUAAUUAUGAUUCAGAUGAUUUUACUGAGAAUAACAAUUUUAAGAUAGGAGAUGAUGGAACUAAGAAUGGUGGAACAAAUUCUAAUAACAAUAGUACAAUAACUGGUGGUGGUGGUGCUGCUGCUGCUGAUUCCAAGGGUAAGAAGAAAGGACUACCAGCUAAGAAUCUAAUGGCGGAAAGGCGGCGUCGCAAGAAGCUCAAUGAUAGGCUAUACAUGUUGCGUUCCGUCGUCCCCAAGAUCAGUAAGAUGGAUAGGGCUUCGAUACUUGGGGAUGCAAUUGAAUAUCUAAAAGAGUUGCUGCAAAAGAUUAAUGAUCUUCAUAAUGAACUGGAGUCGACCCCCCCUCCGUCGUUGACACAGACAACAAACUUCCAUCCUUUAACUCCUACACUGCCGAACUUACCAUCUCGAAUCAAGGAAGAACUCUGCCCCAGCUCAUUGCCAAGCCCUAAUGGUCAACCUGCAAGGAUUGAGGUAAGGUUAAGGGAGGGAAGAGCUGUCAACAUCCACAUGUUCUGUGGUCGCAGACCAGGUCUCUUGCUUUCGACUAUGAGGGCUUUGGAUGGUCUUGGUCUGGACAUUCAGCAAGCCGUGAUCAGCUGCUUCAAUGGGUUUGCUAUGGAUAUUUUCCGCGCUGAGCAAUGCAAGGAUGGGCAGGAUCUGCACCCUGACCAAAUCAAAGCUCUUCUCUUGGAUUUAGCCACCUUCCAUGGCUCAACAGUAAUGGGUAAUUGCAAUAUGUGACAUUGCAUUUGCAUAGAAACUGCUGCUUCGAAAUUUGGAUGCAAGGAAGGAAGAUGAUAAAGGAGCUUGGAUGAUUUCAUUUCAAAAAAAAAUUGUCCCCCUUUUCAUCAACUAAUUUAGUGUAAGAGAGAUGUGAAGUCAAGUUGUAAUGGUCAGUUUGAUGGCUUUUCUGAGUUUAAAUUACCGUCAUUACCAACGUAGGUGGUUCUAUUUCCUGCAUUUGCUAUUCUGUAGCUUUUUAUUUUCUUUUUUGCAACCUUUAAUAAAAGUAAUAUUUAUA
Molecule: messenger RNA, 2222 nt
Organism: Beta vulgaris subsp. vulgaris (sugar beet)
Lineage: Eukaryota; Viridiplantae; Streptophyta; Magnoliopsida; Caryophyllales; Amaranthaceae
Product: transcription factor ICE1
Exons: 4
Coding region: 248-1942 (564 amino acids)
Biological process (GO): regulation of DNA-templated transcription
Cellular component (GO): nucleus
Molecular function (GO): DNA-binding transcription factor activity; protein dimerization activity; sequence-specific DNA binding
Source: RefSeq, a predicted model, not a curated record